This is a messenger RNA of Metarhizium album ARSEF 1941, 2691 nucleotides long. RefSeq names its product DUF323 domain protein. The coding region runs from base 1 to 2691 and encodes 896 amino acids. Lineage: Eukaryota; Fungi; Ascomycota; Sordariomycetes; Hypocreales; Clavicipitaceae. The transcript has 11 exons. The record is from RefSeq and is a predicted model, not a curated record.
AUGCCCGCCGUCAUGCAGUGCGUCCCGACCAUCACGGCGUCAUUCCCCAUCAAGCGGCCGCCGAGCAAACCUGCCUCAAAGAACAAGAGCGACCUUGACAUCAUCGACAUCCGUAGCAACAGGGACGAUUUCAAUCUCAAAGAUGAAGUUGCUCGCAUGAUCAACCCCAAGGAUGGAGGCGCCCGCAAACUCCCGACGCUGUUGUUGUAUGAUGAGAGGGGGCUGCAGUUAUUUGAGGAUAUCCUGAAUCAUCUGUUUGACUCUAUCCCCCCUCUUCUUCCGCCCCCUCUCCUCCCGAGCUGCUUCUCCCAAACUUAUAUCUUCCGCCAGAUCACGUAUCUGGACGAGUACUACUUGACAAACUACGAGAUCGAGCUGCUGAAGACGCAUUCGGUCGAGCUUGCGGCCAAGAUUCCCGAUGGAGCCAUGGUGAUUGAGUUGGGGAGCGGCAAUCUCCGCAAGGUCUGUCUCCUCCUGCAGGCGUUCGAAGAUGCCCGCAAAUCCAUCGACUACUACGCUCUGGACCUCUCCAAGAAGGAGCUGGGGCGUACGCUAUCACACGUUCCUGACUUCAAGUACGUUCGCUGCCACGGCUUACUGGGGACAUAUGACGAUGGCACAGUCUGGUUGAAGCAGCCUUCUAUAGUGGACAGGCCAAAGUGCAUCCUGCAUCUGGGAUCCAGCAUUGGAAAUUUUCACAGAGAUGAAGCUGCUGAGUUUUUGCAGUCGUAUGCGGAUAUCUUGAAGCCCCAAGACAGCAUGGUCGUUGGCCUGGACUCUUGCGGGAACCCUGACAAGAUUUACCACGCUUAUAAUGACACCAAAGGCGUAACUCAUGAAUUCAUCCUCAAUGGACUCAUAAAUGCCAACCGCAUAUACGGUAAAGAAGUGUUUCACCUGCCAGACUGGAAGGUCGUCGGAGAAUACGUCUACGAUGAGGAGGGCGGCCGCCACCAGGCCUUCCUGUCUCCUCUCCAGGAUGUCAACAUCCUUGGAUCAGUAAUCAAGCCCCACGAACGUGUUCAGAUUGAGCAGAGUCUCAAGUACUCCAAAAUUGGUGCUGAAAACCUGUGGAAAUACGCUGGUCUCCGUGAAAUCGGAACGUGGACCCGCGGAGAUGAAUACGGCCUUCAUAUGCUUCAAAAGGCCCAGAUUCCUUUCAGUAAAACCCCCUCGCUCUACGCUGCCCAGACGCUUCCCACCCUGAAGGACUGGCAAGCCGUCUGGUCGACGUGGGAUAUUGUCACGAAGCAAAUGCUGCCCAAGCAGGAACUCACCGAGAAGCCCAUCAAGCUGCGCAACGCAUGCAUUUUCUACUUGGGUCAUAUCCCUGCAUUUCUCGACAUACAGCUCACAAAGACGACGCAACUCCCCCCUACAGAUCCGGCAUAUUACGCUACCAUUUUCGAGCGUGGAAUAGACCCGGAUGUGGACAACCCUGAGCAUUGUCAUGCUCACUCAGAGAUUCCGGAGGAAUGGCCGCCAGUAGAGGAGAUCACAGACUACCAAGGGAGAGUGCGUGCUCGUCUAAGCAAGUUGUACGAGGAAGGGGUUGAGAAGCUCCCUCGCCCCGUGGCACGAGCCAUUUGGGUCGGAUUCGAGCACGAGCUCAUGCACAUCGAGACACUGCUCUACAUGAUGCUGCAGAGCGACAGGACACUGCCGCCGCCUCAUACGGGAACGCCCGAUUUUAAGAGAAUGGCCAGAAAGGCCCAUGAGGCGAGGGUAGGGAACGAGUGGUUCGACGUGCCCGCCCAGAGUGUGACCCUAGGCAUGAAUGAUCCCGAAAGCGGCACAGAGAAUGUUCAUUUCGGAUGGGACAACGAGAAACCAGAGCGAAAGGUCCAAGUUCGCGCUUUUCAAGCCCGAGGCAGACCCAUCACAAACGAAGAAUACGCGCAAUACUUGUACACGACAAACACAUCCAAACUCCCCGCGGCCUGGUCCUCCAACAGCCUUACCAACGGCACCGCCCAUAAAUCUAACGGCACGAAUGGAAAAAACGGGACAAACGGGACAAAUGGCUACAAAUUCAUCCCCACGACCCUACCAGAGUCCUUCCUGCGCGACAAGUCCGUCCGCACCGUGUACGGCCCCGUGCCGCUCAAGUACGCACUCGACUGGCCCGUCGUCGCGUCCUACGACGAACUUGCCGGCUGUGCGUCCUGGAUGGGCGGCCGGAUCCCGACAUUCGAGGAAGCACGCAGCAUUUACGCCUUUGUCGAGAGUCAGCGGGAGUUGCUGAUGGGCGGGCGACUUUCCAGAAAGGUUCCCGCAGUGAACGGACAUCUCUCCAACGACGGUGUGGAAGAAACACCACCAUCGUCAUGCCCCUCCGCGGUCGACAAUAGCACCUCGCUAUUUGUCGACCUGGCCGGCACAAACGUCGGCUUCAAACACUGGCACCCGGUGCCUGUGACUUCCCAAGGCAACACCUUGGCUGGGCAGUCCGGCAUGGGGGGCGUCUGGGAAUGGACUUCGUCUCCGCUGCGAAGACACGAGGGCUUCGAGCCGAUGGCGCUGUACCCGCUUUACACGGCGGACUUUUUCGAUGACAAGCACAACAUUGUGCUGGGCGGUUCAUGGGCCACCCACCCCAGGAUCGCGGGCCGCAAGAGCUUUGUGAACUGGUAUCAGAGGAACUAUCCUUAUGCCUGGGUUGGGGCGCGGGUGGUGCGACACGUCGAGUAA